AUGAUCAUUCUAAUUAUGCUGAUUCUAGCUGGAGAUAUUGAUAAAUCUCCAUUAGUAUGGAAAUCAAUUUCCUACCAAAUGUCUUUGUUUUUACAGCAAGGCAAGAGAUUAGAUUUUAAGAACUCAUGCUCUUUUUUGUCUUAUUCUAAAGAGCAAUCAAUUUUCAAUAUUUCUAAAAAGUAUAAUAUUUUUCAAUUCUCAAAUUAUUUCAAAGCUUUACAUCGGGCGAGAUGAAUGAAAAAUUGGCAUUUGAGUAGAAAUUCUUAA
This is a messenger RNA of Blepharisma stoltei, 267 nucleotides long. The record is from the annotation of a GenBank genome assembly. NCBI's taxonomy places the organism in Eukaryota, Ciliophora, Heterotrichea, Heterotrichida, Blepharismidae.